Molecule: messenger RNA, 994 nt
Organism: Ostrea edulis (European flat oyster)
Lineage: Eukaryota; Metazoa; Mollusca; Bivalvia; Ostreida; Ostreidae
Product: methyl-CpG-binding domain protein 2-like
Exons: 6
Coding region: 42-788 (248 amino acids)
Molecular function (GO): DNA binding
Source: RefSeq, a predicted model, not a curated record
UAAGUACGACCUAUCUAAAGUAUUCGGGGGGGAUACAAAAGAUGGAAAAACGCAGACUGGACUGUGUUGGGCUACCCCCAGGCUGGAAACGCGAAGAAGUCGUCCGAAAAUCGGGAUUAUCUGCAGGAAAGACUGAUGUAUAUUAUAUAAGCCCAGAUGGUAAAAAGAUAAGAAGCAAACCACAGUUGGCUAGACAGCUAGGUGAACAGUUUGAUCUCAGUGCUUUUGAUUUCCGCAGUGGUCGAAUUAACCACAGUCAACUGAGAAAAAGUAAGCGCCCACAAGGACCUUAUGACUUCACCAGAGGAAUGAGGCAUGAUAGUAGUUUAGUGUUGCCUAUACGACAGACUGCCUCCAUCUUUAAACAGCCAGUCACUGUAAUCCACAGGCAGGAGAGCAAAACAAAAUCAGAGUUAAAACAUGGACCACAGGAUCCCCCCAAACAGUUGUUUUGGGAAAAACGUCUACAAGGAAUACAAGCCUGUGAUAAUCAAGAGGAAGUCAUCAAAGCUCUGGAUCUGCCCAGAAAUGUACAAGGAGUAGGUCCCGAGCUAACAACAGAAAACAUUUUGCAAAGUAUAUCAGCGGCUCUCCAUAUCAGUAACAGCCCUGUCGUUGGUCAAGGUAACAACCGGGCAACAGUGGCCAAAAACCCAGGUGUCAACAUUGAUGUGUACCAACCACACAUACAGCAAGUGAUUGUAUCUGAAGAUGAUAUCCGUCGACAAGAAUUGAAAGUGGUUGAAGCAAGAAAGAAGUUACAGGAUGCCAUUAAGGGACUCAUGUAGUGAUCAUUUAUACACCCGUUUUAUUAAAACCCAGUAAAUCUGAAAUAUGCGUGCUGUCAUUGAUGCUUGUCAUUAUCCCGAACAUUGUAUGCGUGAUCACAUCUGUAAUAGUUUUCAUCAUUGCAGAGUUUCGUUGCUGCUGUGCAUGCGAGAAAGAUUUCAACAAUCAUUUGUCUUAUUUAUUGAAUAAAAGGAACUGACCUGAU